Helianthus annuus (common sunflower) is the source of this 930-nucleotide messenger RNA. RefSeq lists its product as uncharacterized. Lineage: Eukaryota; Viridiplantae; Streptophyta; Magnoliopsida; Asterales; Asteraceae. The record is from RefSeq and is a predicted model, not a curated record. The transcript has 4 exons. Bases 113 to 799 code for a protein of 228 amino acids.
ACUCCAUUAACAAUUUUCAAUUUUCUAGUCUUUAAACACACACACACAUAAUUAAAACACACACUCACGCAUACAUCUUUUUUAGAUAUACAAGUGUUUGAAGCUUCAAGAAAUGUCUUCAAGAGUCAUCGGUGCUAAUUUUGUGCUGUCUUUGAAACUGAACGAUGAACCGCGAUUCUUCAAGCCUGUUUCGGAAACACCUUUGUUGAAGAGCAAGCAAUAUGCAUGGAAUUUGCUUGGUAAAAGUUGCAGAAACAUGAGUAUGUGGAAGAUUCAGCAAACGACGACGUUCGUGAGACACAGCAACGUUAAUCCACCACCUGAAGCAGCUCCUCUUCCUUCUGGAUCUCCUUCUGGGUCUUUGAGAAAUUGGAUUGUGGGGAUUGUCCUAACAUUCGUUUUACCGUUUAUCACCCGUAAAUGGGGGCCAUUGCUUCUACUCAAAAAUAAAGUGGAUCAAAAGAUAGAGAUGACUGAACAGGUAGUAAAAACAAUAGAAAAUAUUGCAGAAAAGGCAGAUAAAGUGAUUGAUAGUAUCACCGACAAUCUUCCAAAAGAUAGUGAACUUAAGAAAAAAUUAGAGUUUGUUGAUGAAAUAGUCGAAGGAGUGGCUAAGAGUGCUCAUGUGGCAGAUAAAUUUAUCAAUCAGGUGGAAGAAGCUGAAGGACAAUUAGAGUCGUUGAUUACCCACGAAAAUUCCCAGGGAGGCGAGAUUCCACAUGAGGAUGAAGACAAAAAGGACCAAGAGGACCAAGAAAUCAUUAAUAAGCAACCAGAAAAUAACAAUAAUACAAAUUAAAGUUUAAAAAAAAUCGUUUAAUUUGUAAACAUAAAUUAUCGUUUCACUCGGUAGAGAUUUUAGUAUUCGAUCCGCUGAUAAAUAUUAUUAUUUUAGCAUUAUUUAUAUAUCAUUUAAUAAGAUUUAUGAUA